Effrenium voratum is the source of this 618-nucleotide messenger RNA. NCBI's taxonomy places the organism in Eukaryota, Dinophyceae, Suessiales, Symbiodiniaceae. The record is from the annotation of a GenBank genome assembly.
AGGGUGAAGGCACGAGCAGCAGCCAAGUAGACUUUGUGUGAGUCAACGUAAUUUGUAGCCAUGGGGCGCAUGUACGGCAAGGGCAAGGGCAUUGCCUCCUCCGCAAUUCCUUACAAGCGCACUCCGCCCAGCUGGUUGAAGAUGAAGCCUGAGGACGUGACUGAACACAUCUGCAAGUUGGCCAAGAAGGGCUUGACCCCUUCCCAGAUCGGUGUGACUCUGCGCGACAGCUUCGGCGUGCCAAUGGUGAAGACCGUGACAGGCAACCACAUCCUGCGCCUCCUGAAGUUGAACGGCCUUGCACCCAGCCUGCCGGAGGAUUUGUACUACCUCAUCAAGAAGGCCGUCUCCAUCCGAAAGCACUUGGACAAGAAUCGCAAGGACAAGGAUGCCAAGUUCCGCUUGAUUCUGGUGGAGAGCCGUAUCCACCGCCUGGCUAGGUACUACAAGCGCGUGAAGUCUCUGCCGGCCACCUGGAAGUACGUCUCGGCCACGGCUUCUGCGCUGGUGGCGUAGUUGGCAGGCUUCCUUGCAAUUCUUGGCAAAGUUUGACAGAUCUGAGUUGCUAGCUCCUGCACUUGAAAAAGAUGCUGCCGAAGGUGAAGCGUGCACAGUUGC